CAAGAUGUGACAAGUGAGAUACACACACGUCUCGUGAAUAUUCUUGAGAUGCUGUGGCAACAUGCAAAAUGAGAAGUGAACAUGUACGGAAAAAUGUUCCGUGUCUGGAGAGACCUUCCUAUGCUUGCUGAUUGCAUGAAAACCUGCUUCAAUGGCCCUAGUUCAAUGAUGAGAGAUCGUAGUUCAAAGUAUGCACAGAUGUGGCGAGAGUUGAACAGCUUCGGAGCUCGAUGCCUCGGUGCAAGUGUACAGUCACCUUACGAGCAGUCCAUGUCCGCUCUUCGAUCGGGACUUGAGGAGGAGCUCAGCACCAUAGAAGAAGGUCUAGAGCCAACGACAGAUCAUGACACAAGGAAAGGCGAGGAGGUCAACAAAAGUACAGAUAGCGUGUAUGUGGAUUCUUUACGCCGCUAAGCCUCUUCUUUGGUGGGCCAAGGAAAACAUCGGAUAUGUAGACGUCUCAGAAGAGGACGAGGCAGCCUAUUUCGAAGGCGGUGUUUUAUAUCAAGGGCCACAAACAAUGUGCCUGCGAAGGUGGGGCUUCUGGCUGUCUCGCCUCGAAGAACUUGGAAAGGAAGAGUCGGGCAUGAGCCAAGAAAUUCGGAAGCUUGUACUCGAGGCCGCGGAGACUAUGAGAACGAUAGAACGAAG
Molecule: messenger RNA, 651 nt
Organism: Mollisia scopiformis
Lineage: Eukaryota; Fungi; Ascomycota; Leotiomycetes; Helotiales; Mollisiaceae
Exons: 3
Coding region: 82-414 (110 amino acids)
Source: RefSeq, a predicted model, not a curated record